AUGUCAUUUUAUUCUAUUUGGUACGAACGAAAUGUAUGCAAGAAAGUCGUCAAAAAGAAGUCACAAAAAAUAUACUCCAAAAUAUUGCCAGGCGAAUUACGUGAUGCAGCGCCUGUAGAUUUCACGGCUGCGCAGGUCACAGUACACGCAAAAAGAGACUGUCUCGUCUAUAACCUGGAAUUCAAAGCACGAGAAUCCAUUCCAUCAAAUGUUUCGUUGACAAAUCCCACAAGUCGCAGGUUUCGAAAAGCAAGUUAUAACGAUAACAGUCGAUCAACGCUCGAUUUGUCUACCGAAGUUACGAUUCCGUCGAUUUCUUCGUUUCAGAGACGAAAACAUAAGAGAACUUAUAAUAACAUUGAGUCAGAUGCCCUGUCCACAAUAUCAGCAAAUAGUCAACUGACGAAUGACACUUUGUGGGAUGGCUGGAUUGUGAAAUUUAUUAAUUACAAGGAAAAUAAUGUUGACGAUGGAUUAUUGGAAGACUGGAUUUUUUGA
Ambispora leptoticha is the source of this 498-nucleotide messenger RNA. The record is from the annotation of a GenBank genome assembly. NCBI's taxonomy places the organism in Eukaryota, Fungi, Glomeromycota, Glomeromycetes, Archaeosporales, Ambisporaceae.